CGGGCCACGGAUUUUCCCGCUGGCUACGUGGGGAGCGGGGAGAAGUCCUGCCCUGAACUUCCUCCCGGGCUGGGCGUCUGGGGCCUGGACGGGGUGGGAAGGGGGAUGGGAGCCAGACUCCUAGAUGGGAAGGGGGGAGAGGCUGGGGGCUCGGACUUGGACUGGAGAGAGAGAAGGGGGCUGGGCGCCCGGACUUGGGGGUUCUGACGUAGGAGGGGCUGGAGGCCCGGUCUCCUGGAUCUGAGCAGAGAGGUGGUUUGGAGAUCCGGACCCCUAGAUCUGAGCAAGGAGGGGCCGGGGCCCGGGGCCCGGGGUCCCACCCGUCUGCGUUUCGGUGGAGGGUCGGCCCUUCCCCGCGCGAAGCUCCCUCUCCAGCCUCUUCGAGCGUCGCCCAAUCCCAAGCGUCCUGGCUCUCGGGGCCGAUGACUAAGCAGAUAGGAGAGGGGAGGGGGUCAGCCUGACUCAGGGCUGGGAAAUGCUCCCUGUCCCUAGGGAAUCGAAACUCCUCCGGGAUCGCGGCCGGGGCCGAACCAGACUCCGGGGACCCCGGGGUGUCUCCCCACCUCCCGUUUCCCCGCCGCCUCCGUCCUACUAGCGGCACAGGGAUCUGGAGCCCAGCCGGGAGGCGGGUACCGGACACCUCCCCUUUCCCCUCUUUCCCGUUGUCCCCGAGGCUGUGUUUACAGGCGACACAAGCCUUGGUUACAAGAGAGGAACCCGAGCGUCCGGGUCGAGCCUCCUCGUCACGGCUUCCAGGAAGCCCCCCUCCCCCGCCCCUUGCGAAUGAGUCACGGGCGAGCGGGAGGCUGCAACCGUGCCAAAGCCGCCCGCAGCCGCCCAGCUCACGGGACUGGCCGGGAAGGCCCCUCAGCCCCAGAAAGCGCCGCACCAGGGAUUCCCCCGAGCUCUGUCCGAUGAGGCAAGUCGGUGUGCCUGCCGACUCUUCCCACCUCAGUACGAGCCCGCGGUCGCAGCUUGCAAAAAUAAACUUUCCACCUUUAUAACUGCACUCUGUGGCAAUGAUUUCUACCCCCAGGUUUUCACUCAGGGCAGCCAGCUCACCAAGAUCCCCUUAAAAGUAAACUUUCUUCCCAGGUCUCUGUAACAGAGUGUCACUCAGGGCACCCCCUUGACAAUCACAGAUUUGCCAAACUGGGGCGUAAUCCCCGCAAAUUAAGAGUUCUCUCGAGGCACACCCCUUUACAAGACACCCCUGCAACCAUCGGUCGGGGGAUGACCCAUUUCUCCCGCCUCCAGACGACUUUCCAUCAAGGCAACCCUCCACCACAACAAAAGACCUCCCCCUUUCCAAUCUUGAGUUUUCUCAGAGGGCAAACUCUUAGUAAUAGGCACUAGGAGAGUAACUUGGCCUUUCUGUGCCUGAGUUUCCUGGUGCGUAAAAUGGGCAUAAUACGCCCUUGAGUCAAUCAAUGUAUGUAAAGCACUUUCAUAGAACAGUCGGAAGUGCCAUUCAUUAUCUGUGUGAGCAUGAGAGGCUCCCUUCCUGCCUCUCCAGGUAUCCCGGGCCCCACGCCCCCGGCGAGUCGGGGUAGGAGGAUGGCGAGCGAUCAAAGGUCUCCGGAUCUGGGCUGUUUGGGGGUGAGACCCAGCCAGGCGGGCAGGUCUCAGAAUUCCCCAUCCAGCCUGUUGGUCUCCUCUCGGUGUUGCUCCUACGGAUUUGUGUUUGUAGGUGUUUGUUUCUCCCUGUUUUUCUCCCUUUUUCUGUUUAUGUGGCCCUCCCUCUCGCUUCCCGCUUCGAGUUUGUCUUUCUGGAACUGUCUCUAACAUGUCUUUUCUGUCUCCCAACUUCUCUUCUCCCUGCCCUGUCUCACCCUCUGUGUCUGUGUCUCCCAGCGUGUGUCUCUCCCUCCACGUCUGUCUCUCUUUGGGUCUCUCCAUUUCUGUCUCUUUCUCUCCCUGCGUCUCUCCCCGCCCCCGUCCGCCUCUCCGGCGCACGCCCUCUUGGCCUCAGCCCGUGUCAAUUCCCCCGGGAGCCCUGCCCCCACCACGGCGCAGUUCGAUUCUCCACGCCUCCGUCUCCAGCCUUGAAAACUGGGCCGACACCACCCCCACCCCCCCCUCCCAACCCUGGGCACUCCCCGCUGGGUCGGGGCCGCCCGCGGGCCGGGCUCUGGUCCGUCUUGGCCGGGGGCCGGGGGCCCAGAGGGCCUUGCUGGGGGCGCGCGUCCGGGAAGCGCCCCUCCUGGCCCCACCCACCGGGGCCCGCCCCACUGGCCCCGCCUCCACCGCCUCUAUAAAAACCCCGGCUCCGCCAUCCAACCGCAGCCUGACUUCAGCGCUCCCACUUUUGGCCGACUCCGCAGCCCAUCGGCGUUUCGCGCCGCCAUGGAUCUCGCCGCCAUCUACGAGAGCCUCCUGUCGCUGAGCCCUGACCUACCAUCUGACCACGGAGAGACCGAGUCCAGCCCGGGCUGGGCCUCCUCCGGGCUCUGGAGCCUCAGCUCAUCGGACAGCAGCCUGGCUGGGGUGGGUGCCCGCCUGCCUGGCCGCUCCACCAGCCUGGUGGAGGGUCGAAGCUGUGGCUGGGUGCCGCCACCCCCAGGCUUCGCCCCCCUGGCUCCCCGCCCAGGCCCUGAGCUGUCGCCCUCACCCACCUCACCUACUGCAACCCCCACCACCUCAUCCCGGUACAAGACUGAGCUAUGUCGGACCUUCUCAGAGAGUGGGCGCUGCCGCUAUGGGGCCAAGUGCCAGUUUGCCCACGGUCUGGGCGAGCUGCGCCAGGCCAGCCGCCACCCCAAGUACAAGACCGAACUCUGCCACAAGUUCUACCUCCAGGGCCGCUGCCCCUACGGCUCACGCUGCCACUUCAUCCACAACCCCAGCGAAGAUCUGGCCGCCCCAGGCCACCCCCAUGUGCUGCGCCAGAGCAUCAGCUUCUCGGGCCUGCCCUCCGGCCGCAGAACAUCACCACCACCAGCAGGCCUGGCAGGCCCUUCCCUGUCCUCCUGCUCCUUCUCUCCCUCCAGCUCCCCACCACCACCACCUGGGGACCUUCCACUUUCACCCUCUGCCUUCUCUGCCGCCCCUGGGACCCCGGUGGCCCGAAGGGACCCCACUCUGGCCUGUUGCCCCUCCUGCCGAAAGGCCACCCCCAGUAGCGUCUGGGGGCCCUUAGGUGGCCUCGCUCGGAGCCCCUCUGCACACUCGCUGGGAUCUGACCCUGACGAAUACGCCAGCAGUGGCAGCAGCCUGGGGGGCUCCGACUCCCCUGUCUUCGAGGCUGGGGUUUUUGGGCCACCGCAGCCGCCUGCAGCCCCCCGGCGACUCCCCAUCUUCAACCGCAUCUCCGUUUCUGAGUGACAAGUGCCCACCCAGUACAGACCAGCUGGAUCUCAAGGGGGCCAUUUCUCUUUUGCCGCGGGCUCCACAGGGGCCCCGGGGGCUGUGGGAAACUGCGGGACUCAAUCAAGUAGCCUCCCCGCACUUUCCAAAGUGCAUUAACCCACUCCCCUGACCCCACGCUGGGGCAGGUCCCCAGUGUACAAGCUCGGUGUUGGUGGUGUUGGGGGAAGGAGAGUUUUCCGGGGUCUUGUAAAAAAAAAAAAUGUAGCAGAUUUGAGGAAGGCAGUGAGCCCUCUACCCACCCCUCCCUUUCCCAAUGCUGUGAAUAAUAGGCUCCCACUGCCCCCUUCCAAUUUCUCCUAGACCCUGAAGUUCCAGUGUCUGGUGGUGAUUGGAGCGUCCCCCUGAGGGGGAAUCCUGGUGCUCAAAUUUCCCUCCAAAAGCAAGUAGCCAAAGCCAUUGCCAAACACCACCCCCCCACACACCCCCAGCCAUUGGGCCCCUUAUUUAUGACGACUUUAUUUAUUCUAAUAGAUUUUAUAGUAUUUAUAUAUAUCGGGUCGUCUGCUUCCCUUGUAUUUUUCUUCCUCCUUUUUGUAAUAUUGGAAACGAUGGAAUAAUUAUUAAGUAUACUAUAAUAUAUUAAGUAAUAUAUUAUUAAAAGUUUAUUUUUGUGUUUUUUGGAAUUUUUAAAUAAAAGGAAUCUGCGUGUAA
Messenger RNA from Mirounga angustirostris (Northern elephant seal), 4020 nucleotides. RefSeq names its product ZFP36 ring finger protein (gene ZFP36). The record is from RefSeq and is a predicted model, not a curated record. Gene Ontology annotation, molecular function: mRNA binding; metal ion binding. The transcript has 2 exons. NCBI's taxonomy places the organism in Eukaryota, Metazoa, Chordata, Mammalia, Carnivora, Phocidae. Bases 2347 to 3324 code for a protein of 325 amino acids.